Messenger RNA from Carassius auratus (goldfish), 3323 nucleotides. RefSeq names its product cAMP-specific 3',5'-cyclic phosphodiesterase 4C. The transcript has 15 exons. Gene Ontology annotation, biological process: signal transduction. The coding region runs from base 1 to 2334 and encodes 777 amino acids. The record is from RefSeq and is a predicted model, not a curated record. NCBI's taxonomy places the organism in Eukaryota, Metazoa, Chordata, Actinopteri, Cypriniformes, Cyprinidae. Gene Ontology annotation, molecular function: 3',5'-cyclic-nucleotide phosphodiesterase activity.
AUGAUGGAACCGCCACCUUGCUCUAAAAAGAGCCUGUCUCUUUCGCUGCCGGUUCCCCGGGAGGGACAGGCGACCCUCAAGCCCCCCCAGCAUCUGUGGAGACAGCCACGGACCCCCAUCAAAAUCAAACACCGCGGUUACUCUGACACCGACCGGCAUCACCACCGACAGAUAGAGCGCUCAAAUGCCAUGGACACGAGUGACCGGCCGGGGCUCAGGAAGUCCCGCAUGUCCUGGCCAUCGUCGUUCCAUGGCACCACCAGCGCGUCCAUGAGCAACUGCGCUGGGAGCAAGCGCUAUGAUGGGGAGAAUGGUCCCUCUCCUGGCUGCAGCCCUAUGGAUUCGCAGGCGAUACCUGGGCUGGUGCUCCAUCCCUCCUUCCCUCAGAGUCAGAGAAGGGAAUCUUUCCUCUACCGCUCCGACUCUGACUACGACAUGUCCCCAAAGACCAUGUCACGAAACUCCUCCAUCAACAGUGAAGGUCAUGCUGAAGAUCUCAUAGUCACCCCUUUUGCUCAGGUGUUGGCUAGUCUACGAACUGUCAGAAGCAACUUCACAAUUCUCGCCAAUGUCACAACUCCCACCAACAAGAGGUCACCAGUGACCAGCCAACCCACGGUUCCCCCAGCAACGCUCUCAGAUGAGACAUACCAGCAGCUGGCCCGGGAGACUCUGGAGGAGCUUGACUGGUGUUUGGACCAGCUGGAGACCAUUCAGACCCACCGCUCUGUUAGCGAAAUGGCAUCCAACAAGUUCAAGAGGAUGUUAAACAGGGAACUGUCUCAUCUGUCUGAGAUGAGCCGCUCGGGAAAUCAGGUGUCUGAAUACAUCUCCACAACCUUCCUAGACAAACAGAAUGAGGUGGAGAUCCCCUCUCCUACACUCCGGGAGCGAGAUAAACCAAUGUCUCACAUCAGUGGUGUCAAGAAGCUUACACAUAGCUCGAGCCUCACUAGUGCAGCCCUGCCCCGCUUCGGGGUCAAAACGGAACAGGAGGACUCACUGGCCAGGGAGUUGAAUGACUUAAACAAGUGGGGCCUUAAUAUCUUCCAUGUGGCUGAGUACUCCAAUAACAGACCUCUAAGUUGCAUCAUGUUUGCUAUAUUCCAGGAAAGGGAUCUAUUGAAGACAUUUCGGAUCCCAGUGGACACGUUUAUCACUUAUGUGAUGACACUGGAAGACCACUACCAUGCCAACGUGGCCUAUCACAACAGCCUGCAUGCCGCUGAUGUCACACAGUCAACACAUGUGCUGCUCUCCACACCGGCACUGGAUGCUGUUUUCACUGAUCUUGAAAUCCUGGCUGCAUUGUUUGCUGCUGCCAUUCAUGAUGUAGACCACCCUGGAGUUUCCAACCAGUUCCUCAUCAACACCAACUCAGAACUGGCAUUAAUGUACAAUGAUGAAUCUGUACUGGAGAACCACCAUCUGGCUGUAGGUUUCAAGCUUCUGCAUGAGGAGAACUGUGACAUCUUUCAGAACCUCACCAAAAGGCAACGACAGAGUCUGCGCAAGCUAGUCAUCGACAUGGUUCUGGCAACAGACAUGUCAAAGCACAUGAGCUUGCUGGCAGAUUUAAAGACGAUGGUUGAGACCAAGAAAGUGACAAGUUCAGGUGUGCUGAUGCUGGACCAUUAUAAUGACCGAAUACAGGUCCUGAGGAACAUGGUGCACUGUGCUGACCUUAGUAACCCAACCAAGCCCCUGGCAGUGUACAGGCAAUGGACUGAGCGUAUUAUGGAGGAGUUCUUCCGGCAGGGCGAUAAAGAGCGAGAGCGUGGGAUGGAAAUCAGCCCCAUGUGUGACAAACACACUGCGUCUGUGGAAAAGAGUCAGGUGGGAUUUAUUGAUUAUAUUGUGCAUCCCCUGUGGGAGACCUGGGGGGACCUUGUCCACCCUGAUGCUCAGGAAAUUUUGGACACCCUUGAGGACAACCGGGACUGGUACCAAAGCACCAUUCCCCAGAGCCCAUCGCCACCGCCGGACGGCCCAGAUAAUGAGCUUGAAUCCUGCACGAACAAAUUCCAGUUUGAGCUCACCCUGGAGGGAGAGCCAGGACAGGACAGCACUCCCAGUCAUAACCACAUAGACAGCUGUGGUCAAGAGGCAAAGAAAGAAGACGAGGAGGCAGAUGAAGAGGCUGAGGAGGACGAGAUAGAGGAAAAAAUGGAGGACGGUGAGGAGGUGACAGAGGUCGUGGUCGAGAGGUCGGGACCGAGGCGACUGCAGGUUCAGUCAGUAGUUGAAGAGGAAGAUGAGAGACAGUCUGAUGAGAGCCCCGUGGAGGAGACGGAGGAGGAGGAGAAGUCAUCCUCUCCUACAGAUGACACGUAAUACUCAAGACUGAAGGAACAGCUGUCUGGCCCAGGGGGCUAAGUAGGGGCAAUUCUUCAAAAACUCUGUCCCAAUUCCGCUCACAUAGGACUCUUCUGUUUCUGCUAGCUAGACCAUGAACAGAAUACGUCUUGUGUGCCAAUCCAAUAAGACAUUUGAUUUUAUUUUUCAAAAAGGGAACAAAAUAAUAUUGAUAUCAUAGAAGUAUUGAACACAGCAACUGUAGAUUUGGAGUGCGAGCUGGAGUCCGUCCAGCAGCAGCAAGGGUGAGGUUUGACAGAAAACCAGAAUUGCGGUGGGGUUUGUAAAGGGCCAUUACGUCAGUGUAGCACUCUGGAAUUUCUACACAUACACAAACACACAUCCACAGACAUACAUGCCUACAUUUUAACCUUAUAUAACAAUACCACAGCACAUGCAAACACACAGCUGUGUGUCUGUGUAUGUGUUCAGGGGGCUUGGAUCUGAAAGGAAUCUCUUUGGGAAAAAGCCAUCAUAAAAAGGAGCAUCAGUGUCAAUAAUCAGUUUUUAAAGCAUUCUAACAGCGACUUGAAUCCUCAGAAUUCACACGCUGAGUGAAAUCUGAGACUCUUUUUCAAUUUCUGUCAUAGAGAGAACACAGUUGCAUCUGCCGGGAGAAAAUAAGAUAACGUCUGCUGUCCAGAAGACUGUGGAGGGAUGAGUAUGUCGGAAAUGAUUUGUUAGUGGGUCCCACCCCCUCUUACCCUUUACCCAGGAGUGCUACCAGUGCAAGAUGGCCGUGUGCCUUUCAGAAACACCAGCUUCAACUCUGGAGCUGUUGUGAAGCAAUGCAUCGUGGGACAGGGGUGUCUGCUUUUGUCUUCAUUUUUGAUUGUCUCUUUCUCUUUUUAAGCAAUCUAUCUCCAUUGAAUAUGGUUCGUGCCAGCAUGGAGCAUUCACAUUGUCUUUGCAAUAGUUCCUGCUCUCAUCUGUCAGUCUUCCUCUGUUGCGUUCAAGCCAACCAAGCA